AUGCGGGAUAACAUCACUAAGGUAGCCGAACGAGGAGAGAGACUAGACACCUUACAGGAUAAAACCGACAAUCUUGCGGUCUCCGCUCAAGGCUUUCGACGAGGUGCCAAUCGGGUCAGGAAACAGAUGUGGUGGAAGGAUAUGAAGAUGCGGUUAUUGAUCGCCCUCGGCAUCAUCGUCCUGCUCUUGAUCAUCAUCAUCCCUAUCGUCGACGCCGAACCGUUAGGUCCAAUCAGACCCCCCUCUGCUACUUCUGCAACAAAUUCUUCUUCUUCCGAUGGUGGUACCCCUAACCGAUUUGCUCCUCCUACCUAA
This is a messenger RNA of Puccinia graminis f. sp. tritici CRL 75-36-700-3, 315 nucleotides long. Its product is annotated as vesicle-associated membrane protein 4. The coding region runs from base 1 to 315 and encodes 104 amino acids. The transcript is spliced from 3 exons. The record is from RefSeq and is a predicted model, not a curated record. Lineage: Eukaryota; Fungi; Basidiomycota; Pucciniomycetes; Pucciniales; Pucciniaceae. Gene Ontology annotation, cellular component: membrane. Gene Ontology annotation, biological process: Golgi ribbon formation; vesicle-mediated transport.